AUGGCCGACAUGUCCCAAAGAACCCAGCAGGCUGUUGACACUGCCAGGGAGACGGUCAUGGCCGGUGCCGCCGAGGCCGGGCGCGUUGGGCGCCGCAUCGUCAAGAUGAUUUGGGAUCCACAACCCAUUAACGACCGCACCGCCAACAGACCCGUCUGGUGUCUGGGCUGUUCCUAUGCCCACGAACCUGCCGCCCGCAAGGAAUCCGCCUCGGGGGCCACAGCUUCCUCCGAGGCCACGCCGCCAACAACACCAUCGGCCACCGCAUCGCGCGCAGCCGCAGAUGCCGCCCCCGAAACCCCUCCCGAUUCGAAUUCCAGCAGCGUCUCAUCCUCGCUGGCUUAUGAACCCUCGGCCGAAGACAAGGGAUGGCCUUCCUCUUUCAUGGACGACUUCGAGUCCCGAAUAUGGAUGACCUACCGCUCUAACUUCGAACCUAUUGCCAGGUCCUCGGACCCAAAGGCCGCUGCUUCUCUUUCUUUCGCCAUGCGGCUCAAGACUCUCGCCGACCAGAAUGGAUUCACCUCCGACACGGGCUGGGGGUGUAUGAUACGCUCGGGGCAGAGCCUGUUGGCCAACACUCUGUUGAUCUGCCAGCUUGGCCGCGGUUGGCGUCGAGGUACGGCUGAUCGUGAGGAGCGCCAACUCCUGGCUCGCUUCGCAGACGACCCGCGGGCCCCUUAUUCCAUCCACAACUUCGUAAGACACGGCGCUGUGGCCUGCGGGAAAUACCCAGGAGAGUGGUUCGGGCCAUCAGCGACGGCCCGGUGCAUCCAGGCUCUGGCCAGCUCAAACGAGACAUCGCUGCGCGUCUAUUCAACAGGUGACCUGCCUGAUGUCUAUGAGGAUAGCUUCAUGGCAAUCGCGAAACCCGACGGCGAGACUUUUCAUCCAACCUUGAUACUCGUAGGCACACGGUUGGGGAUCGACAAGAUCAACCAAGUCUAUUGGGAGUCACUGACCGCCACGCUCCAGCUGACGCAGUCUGUCGGCAUUGCUGGCGGCCGCCCAUCACAGUCACACUACUUCGUCGGUGCGCAACAGUCAGGCGACAAUUCAGAGCCCGGGUCCUACCUUUUCUACCUCGAUCCACACUUCACCCGGCCUGCCCUCCCGUUCCAUGAGGACGUCAACAAGUACUCAAAGGACGACAUUGACUCGUGCCAUACGAAACGGCUCCGUAGAUUGCAUGUGCGCGAGAUGGAUCCCAGCAUGUUAAUUGGGUUCCUGAUCAGAGACGAGGACGACUGGGACACAUGGAAAGACUCGGUAAAAUAUGUCCAGGGCAAAGCCGUCAUUCGGGUCUCCGAACAUGAUCCCGCACGAGGGCCCCCUAUAGAGAGGGAGGGCGCCAUUGACGAAGUUGAGACGCUGAGUGAUGACGAUGACGAUGAUUCCGUCGUUAAUGCGUGA
Messenger RNA from Diaporthe amygdali, 1413 nucleotides. RefSeq lists its product as uncharacterized. NCBI's taxonomy places the organism in Eukaryota, Fungi, Ascomycota, Sordariomycetes, Diaporthales, Diaporthaceae. Bases 1 to 1413 code for a protein of 470 amino acids. The record is from RefSeq and is a predicted model, not a curated record. Gene Ontology annotation, molecular function: protein-phosphatidylethanolamide deconjugating activity. The transcript is spliced from 4 exons.